AUGGACAAGGAGGCUGUGAGGAAGAGGAAGAUGCCCUGGAACACCCAGGCAGACAAGGAGUUGAGGAUGGAGACCAGGGAGGACAAAUCCCCACAGCAGAACCUCGUGGAAGAGGCUGUCUUGAGUGGCUCCACAUUGCAGGAAUCCAAUGGGGAGGAAAAGCUUCAGAGAUCCCGCAGGAGGAGGAGAUCCAAACCCAGCCCAGGGUGCUCUGAGGAGGAAAGACCCACCCUGUGCCGAGAAGGCGGCCGGAGAUCCAGCCGGGCCUCUGAGCUGGUGGUCCAUGAGCAGCUUCAGGAUGGGGAGAAGUGCUACAAGUGCUUGGAGUGUGGGAAGAGCUUCAGCCAGAGUAACAAACUGAUCUGCCACCAGAUGAUCCACACUGGGGAAUGGGCCUACGUGUGUGGGGAAUGUGGGAAGGGCUUCAGCUGCAACUCCAAACUCAUCCGUCACCAGCGCAUUCACACAGGGGAGAGGCCCUACGAAUGUCUCCAGUGUGGGAAGAGGUUUAGGAGCAGCUCAGAUCUCCUCAGGCACCAGCCGAUUCACACAGAUGAGAAGCCCUUCCGCUGCCCCAACUGCAGGAAAGGCUUCAAGCGAAACUCCCACCUCAUCAGGCACCAGCGCAUUCACACUGGGGAGAGGCCCUACAAAUGUGGGGAAUGUGGGAAGAGCUUCAGCCAGAGCUCCAACCUCAUUAUCCACAAAUGCAUCCACACUGGGGAGAGGUCCUAUGAGUGUCCUCAGUGUGGGAAGACCUUCUCCAGGCACUCUCACUUGACCCAACACCAACGGAGGCACCAGGGGGAAAGACCCACCCUGUGCCGGGAAAGCGGCCGGAGAUCCAGCUGGGGCUCUGAGCUAGUGGUCCAUGAACAGCUUCAGGAUGGGGAGAAGCCCUACAAAUGCUUGGAGUGUGGGAAGAGUUUCAGCCAGAGCUCCCGCCUGAUCCGCCACCAGAUGAUCCACACUGGGGAAUGGGCCUGUGAGUGUGGGAAGUGUGGGAAGGGCUUCAGCCUCAGCUCCCACCUCAUCAUCCACCAGCGCAUCCACAGUGGGGAGAGGCCCUACGAGUGUCCUGAGUGUGGGAAGAGGUUUCACAGCAGCUCCAAUCUCAUCCUGCACCAGCGGAUUCACACGGAUGAGAGGCCCUUCCGCUGCCCCGACUGUGGGGAGGGCUUCAAGCAAAACUCCCACCUCAUCACCCACCGGCACAUCCACACUGGGGAGAGGCCCUACGAGUGUGGGGCAUGUGGGAAGAGCUUCAGCUGCAGCUCCAGCCUCAGUACCCACAAACGCAUCCACACUGGGGAGAGGCCCUACAAGUGUCCCCAGUGUGGGAAGAGCUUCUCAGUCAGCUCUAACUUGACCAGACACCAACGGAGGCACCACUAAGGGAAGCCCUGCAAGUGCCACAAAUGCAGGAAGAGCUUUGUCCACUGCUCUGGCUUCAUCCCCCCUUGGAGGACCGAGGUUAGGAAGAGACCUGGUGAUCUAUGUUCCCUGUGA
This is a messenger RNA of Pseudopodoces humilis (Tibetan ground-tit), 1509 nucleotides long. NCBI's taxonomy places the organism in Eukaryota, Metazoa, Chordata, Aves, Passeriformes, Paridae. The record is from RefSeq and is a predicted model, not a curated record.